Messenger RNA from Penicillium angulare, 1305 nucleotides. Its product is annotated as putative aminotransferase. The transcript has a single exon. Lineage: Eukaryota; Fungi; Ascomycota; Eurotiomycetes; Eurotiales; Aspergillaceae. Gene Ontology annotation, molecular function: transaminase activity; pyridoxal phosphate binding. Gene Ontology annotation, biological process: amino acid metabolic process; biosynthetic process. The record is from RefSeq and is a predicted model, not a curated record. Bases 1 to 1305 code for a protein of 434 amino acids.
AUGCAGCAUCUAAUAUCCCGCAGGGCACAAGAUGCCGCAGAAGAAGCUUCACAAACCCCAAUAUGGGAUGUAUUAAGCGACGCAUGGUGCGCCUCCACAAAUCCCAACGGCUUUGUCAACGUUGGGGUCGCGGAAAACUCGCUCAUGCAUAAUGAGCUCCUCACAUUCCUGAAUAACAAAUUAGAGCUCCCAGCCCAAUACCUCACAUACAAUGAUGGAAAUAGCGGAUCCAAUCGACUCCGAGCUUCCAUGGCUGGCUUUCUUAAUCGACAAUUGAAGCCGUUCACUCCGCUGAAUGCUGAUCAUCUGGUCGUCACAAAUGGCGUUUCACCUGCUAUCGAGCAUGUGUCGUGGGCCUUCACUGAUCCCGGUGAGGGAAUCUUGCUUGGAAGACCGUACUACGGCACCUUUAUACCUGAUAUGAUGACACGACCGAGAGCGACAGUUGUCCCUGUUAGCUUUGAGGAAUGUGAUCCCUUAAGUCUGGAAGGAGUCGCCAAAUAUGAAACAGCUCUGUUGAACUUCCAGGAAGAAACCGGGAAGAAAGUUCGAUCGCUGAUGCUGUGUCAUCCACAUAAUCCACUUGGCCGGUGUUAUUCACGAGAAGUGCUCAUCGAGUUGAUGCGCUUUUGCCAGAAGUACCAGAUUCAUUUGAUCAGCGAUGAGAUCUAUGCCUUAUCUGUGUGGGAGAAUACUGUUGAUGAGUACCCGCCACCAGUGAAGUUUGAGUCUGCACUCUCCAUCGAUUUGAAUGGGAUUAUUGAUCCUCGCCUCGUCCAUGUUCUUUGGGGCGUGAGUAAGGAUUUUGGAGCGAAUGGUCUUCGAAUGGGUGUUAUUAUCUCUCAGGUGAAUGAGGAUUUGCACUCCGCGCUGAGGGGUGCAUCACUCUACACAACUCCAUCUGGACUGGCUGAUCAUCUGAUGGCAACGCUUUUCGAUGACUCGACUUUCAUGGAUGCAUAUAUCCAGGAGAGCCAGAGAAGGCUAUCUCAGUCGUAUGCUUUUACUGUUGAUUUCCUCAGAGAGCACGGCAUUACAUAUGCGCCCGGGGCUAAUGCGGCAUUCUUCGUGUGGGUUGACCUAGGGAAGAGAUAUCGUGAACUUCAUCCUAGUGUCUCCGACAAUGAUAGUGUCGGAGAUAAGGUGAUGGAUCUCUUGUUGAAGCACAAAGUUUUCUUGGCUAGUGGUGCGUUGUUUGGAUCAGAGAAGGAUGGAUGGUUCAGAAUUGUGUUCACCCAGUCGAAGGAGUAUCUGGUUCUAGCGCUUGAGAGGAUUGUCGCGGCUUUGCAGGACGAGAUUGUUUAG